This is a messenger RNA of Lathyrus sativus (Indian pea), 1401 nucleotides long. The record is from the annotation of a GenBank genome assembly. Lineage: Eukaryota; Viridiplantae; Streptophyta; Magnoliopsida; Fabales; Fabaceae.
AUGAACAUGUUGCUUUUUUCAUGUCAUAGUUUUCAGAUUCUACUUGCUCUUGGUGUGCUUUCCAUGUUAACUCACAUUGAAGCUUCUACUAAAUCAAAGGUUGAAUACCUUCCUGGCUUUCAAGGACCACUUCCUUUUGAACUUGAAACUGGGUAUGUAGGGUUAGGGGAAAAUGAUGAUGAUGAUGAUAUGCAAGUGUUCUACUAUUUUGUGAAAUCAGAGAAUAAUCCUCAAAAAGACCCUCUUAUGCUUUGGUUAAGUGGUGGUCCUGGUUGCUCUUCUUUGUCUGGACUUGUUUAUGAAAUAGGUCCAAUUGCAUUUGAAAUAAAGAAGUACAACGGGAGCAUUCCUAGUCUGAUCUCGAGGCCCCACUCAUUGACAAAGAUAAGCAACAUUGUUUUUCCUGAUUUGCCACUCGGAACCGGGUUCUCAUAUGCAAAAAAUGUCAAUUCUCAUCGAAGCGAUUCGAAGAUGGUUCACCAUGUUCAUCAAUUUCUUAGAAAGUGGUUGAUUGAUCAUCCUGAAUUUAUUUCAAAUGAAUUCUAUUUGGGAGGAGAUUCAUAUUCUGGCAUUCCUAUCCCUGCGGUUGCUCAAGAAAUUUCAAAUGGAAACGAUAAACAUCUCCAACCAUUGAUAAAUCUCCAGGGAUAUAUACUAGGUGACCCUAUAACAACACGUAAAGAAAAAAAUUAUCAAAUCCCAUAUGCUCGUGGAAUGGGGCUCAUUUCUAAUGAGCUAUUUGAGUCACUACAACAAAAUUGCCAAAGAGAGUACGUUGACGUAGAUUCCAAAAAUGCAUUAUGUUUAACAGAUCUUCAGUCCUAUAGACAGUGUUUUGUAGGAAUUAGAUAUGAUAAUAUUUUGGAUCGCUUUUGUAAAGAUGAUUCGGAUCUAUGGAGGAGAUCUUUAAUUGAAGAGUCUAAAGAAUCUCUUAGUUAUCAACCCAUAGUGCCGGAUAUAAAAUGUCAAAUUUACAAAGAGUAUCUCAACAAAAAAUGGGCUGACGAAGAGCCUGUUCGCAAAGCACUGCACGUUCGAGAGGGUACUGUAGGAAAAUGGACCCGUUGUUACAGGUAUCAUUAUAAGUGUGAUAUCUCCAACAGCUUUGAAUUUCAUGUAAAUCUCAGCAAAAAAGGAUUUCGCUCUUUGAUAUAUAAUGGGGAUCAUGAUGCAGUUGUUCCUUUCUUAUCUACUGAAGCUUGGAUAAAAAACUUAAACUACUCUAUUGUAGAUGAUUGGAGAUCAUGGCUAGUUAAAGAUCAAGUAGCAGGAUACACGAGAACAUAUUCUAAUCGAAUGACAUUUGCAACUGUAAAGGGUUCAGGACAUAUAACUUUUGAUUAUACUCCGGAACAAUCUUUUGUCUUGUUAUAUAGAUGGAUGUCUAAUAUUCCUUUGUAA